Molecule: messenger RNA, 3264 nt
Organism: Megalobrama amblycephala (Wuchang bream)
Lineage: Eukaryota; Metazoa; Chordata; Actinopteri; Cypriniformes; Xenocyprididae
Gene: glyr1
Product: glyoxylate reductase 1 homolog (Arabidopsis)
Exons: 16
Coding region: 102-1628 (508 amino acids)
Molecular function (GO): NAD binding; NADP binding; oxidoreductase activity, acting on the CH-OH group of donors, NAD or NADP as acceptor
Source: RefSeq, a predicted model, not a curated record
GCGUCGCGUCGCGUCGCUUGUAGGGGGUAGAUGGGUGUAGUGGGUGUGUUCAUUCCCUGCAUUCAGUGCGACGUUUCUCACAAUCUCACUAACAGUUUAAGAUGGCGACCGUGCAUCUCAGGAUCGGGGAUCUGGUUUGGGGUAAGCUUGGACGCUAUCCACCUUGGCCAGGAAAGAUCGUCAGUCCUCCGAAGGAUCUGAAAAAGCCAAGAGGCAAAAAAUGUUUCUUUGUCAAGUUUUUUGGAACUGAAGAUCAUGCCUGGAUUAAGGUAGAGCAGCUGAAGCCGUACCACCCCCAUAAAGAGGAGAUGAUCAAGAUAAACAAAGGCAAGCGCUUCCAACAGGCUGUUGAUGCAGUUGAGGAGUACCUAAAGAAGGCCAAGGGAAAAGAUCAGACACACUCUGAUGACAAAAGCAAGUCAGAUAAAGGCCGUAAAGCAGCUAAACCAAUGAAGAUCAUUGAAGAGGACGAUGAAGACGCCUUCAAGGGUGGCUCAUCGGACAAGGAACAGACUGAUUCUGACCCAGAGCCAUCCUCUGUACAACGGCUGGUCGCUGGAACAGUAUCAGGAUUCAAAUGGGAGAGCAGUCCAGUAAAGGAUGACCCACAUUUCCAUCACUUUCUGCUCAGCCAGUCUGAGAAGCCAGCUUCAUCAAUGGAGCCCAUCACCAAACGUUUAAAGAUAAUCGAGGAGGACACAAGAUCAACAUCUAUUCAAGCAGCAGACAGCACAGCCAUCAAUGGCAGCAUCACGCCUACAGACAAAAGGAUAGGGUUCCUUGGACUAGGGCUGAUGGGAAGUGGUGUGGUUUCUAAUUUGUUGAAGAUGGGGCAUGUUGUGACUGUUUGGAAUCGCACAGCAGAAAAGUGUGAUUUGUUCAUCCAAGAAGGUGCCAGAUUAGGACGAACGCCUGCAGAGGUUGUGUCCAUGUGCGAUAUCACAUUUUCCUGUGUAUCAGACCCUAAAGCUGCCAGAGAUCUUGUGUUAGGUCCUAGUGGAGUCCUACAGGGAAUCAGACCGGGCAAAUGUUACGUGGAGAUGUCGACUGUUGAUCCAGAAACCAUCACAGAGCUCUCACAGGUCAUCACGUCCAGAGGCGGCAGAUUCCUAGAAGCCCCGGUAUCGGGCAGCCAGCAGCUUUCCAAUGAUGGUAUGCUGGUCAUUGUUGCUGCAGGUGACCGCAGUGUUUAUGAAGAUUGUAGCAGCUGCUUCCAGGCAAUGGGGAAGACGUCUUUCUUCAUAGCAGGGGAAGCAGGAAAUGCCGCAAGAAUGAUGUUGAUCCUUAACAUGGUUCAAGGCAGUUUCAUGGCAACCAUCGCAGAGGGAUUGACCUUGGCGCAGGCCACGGGACAGUCACAACAAACAUUCUUGGAUAUUCUUUGCCAAGGACAGAUGGCAAGCACAUUUGUGGACCAGAAAUGCCAGAAUAUCUUGCAAGGCAACUUCAAACCUGAUUACUACCUGAAACAUAUUCAGAAAGAUCUGAGAUUAGCCAUUUCAAUGGGAGAUUCGGUCAAUCAUCCAACACCAAUGGCAGCAGCUGCAAAUGAGGUGUACAAGAGAGCAAAAGCAUUGGACCAGUCGGACAAUGACAUGUCUGCAGUCUACAGAGCAUAUAUUCACUAAUUCUGUAGAUGUGCUCUACGUCCUGGACCACAAACCUCACCUACUUCUUUGUUACUCUCCCUCUGUCUUUCUCUCCUCUGCUGAUGAAUUUUGUUGGGCACCAGUGAUAUGUUUUCCCAUGUAUAAUGGGAUCUCUUUAGCAGCCUAAUCUGAGCGUUGCACUGACUGUAAUAUUGCUGCACGUAUGCUCAAAGGGAGGUUAUUAGACUCCCUGCGAAUGAUUAUUUUAUGAUAGACUGUGCAGUGUAUUAUAUCCGCAUUUCGUUAAGGCUACUGCAUACGAUGCAGUGUUGUUUGAAGAGGCUAGGGUUUUAUUUAUCAUUCAUAUCUUUACAAAUGAAUUCCCUCAUUGUAAUUUUCGAUGUUCAGAAAUCUGUAAAGUAUGAAUUUUUGAUCACAAACAGGCUUGAGGAGCACGACGAAGAUAAAAGCCACUGCAUUGCCUUAAUACCCAUAUAAGAUAGAUGUAUUUAUUUAUUUUAACUCUAAAGAACACCGUCAUGUCAGGUGCAAUUUGGCCGUACGUUUUAGUUUUUUUUUUUUUGUUUUUUUUUUUUUGAGGUCCCCUGUUCAGAAAUUAAUGUUUUUUGUUUUUAUUGCCUUAUCAGAAAUGCAGUAUUUUUUUUUUUUUUUUGGAAGUUGGUUGUGUGAGAGUAACUUGGAUCUUGAAAUGAUUUAUCAUUUACAAUGAAGUUAAUGCUGAAAGUUAUCCAAUAGGUUUUGAAUCAUUUCUGCAGUAGAACGUCUUGUUUUCCAGCUCUACUGCUUUAGGGUCAGAUUUGUAUCACAGCAUUAAAAUCUUUCAAUUGGACUGCAAAAAAGAAAAGAAUCAUUUUGACAUUUGAAGGUUUUUUUAUCAUUAUUAUUAUUAUUAUUAUUAUUGUAAUUUUGCUUUAUUUGAACAUUUUUAAAUUGGGCUUAUCUUAUUUUGUCCAAGUCAGUCAGCUGGCAGAUUGAUCUGUUGCCUUUUGAUUUUCUUUUGUCUCAUUUUUAAAAAAAAAAAGACUAAUUGACACAAUUUUUAUUUUAAUUUCAGUUAUGAAAAAUAUAAAACAGACUUUCAAGUUUUGCUGCAUUUUAUCCCUAAAUUAGGAUUGCAUUUGUUAAUUUUAAGUGAUAUUACAAGACAUAAAUUCAGUUGCGUAUAAUUUGGUUAUUUUGGUAUUUUGUUUAAAACUCAAAACAAGUACAGGGUGAUUCCUUUUCUAUAAAUUAUUCUGCCAAAAAAAAAGAAAAAAAAAAAAAGACUUUGAUUAUAGAUGAGAAUUUUGUGAUUACUAAGGACUCUGUAAGAUUAAGACGUUGUAUAUAUCCCCAUGAAUGGGUUGGGUUAUUUGAAUACAUGGAAUAACAUGCUUUCAGUUUGACUCUACUGAAUUUAUUAAUCAUGGUGUCUUAAUAUUGUAGGCUGUUCUUUUGUCUUAGCUAAUGGGUUUAUUUACUGUAAAUGGUUUGAUUUUUGUGGCUUAAACAGAGUUGGUAAUGACAUACUGACAACUUGAUUCCAGUUGUGCAAGGAAGGUAUUGGUGUUAUAAUCGGAGUUAUUUAUAAUUUCAUGUAAAUGUGAAAUUUCUUUUCUUUUUUGUUUGUGCGGUCAACUGAACCCUCUGAAUAAUAAACAAACCGAAAAUCCAA